Messenger RNA from Myotis daubentonii (Daubenton's bat), 2569 nucleotides. It is a transcript of the gene TTC39C, whose product is annotated as tetratricopeptide repeat domain 39C. Gene Ontology annotation, molecular function: protein binding. Lineage: Eukaryota; Metazoa; Chordata; Mammalia; Chiroptera; Vespertilionidae. Gene Ontology annotation, biological process: cilium assembly; otolith morphogenesis. The record is from RefSeq and is a predicted model, not a curated record.
GGAGGCGGCGGGGACGCCCACGCUCCCUGCGCCGCAGCGCCCGCCCCGCCCCGCGCCCGCCCGCUGCGCCCCGGCAGGUGGAGCGGAUCCGGGCGCCGGGCCGCACGGCUGCACCACCUCCCGGCCCCGCGCAGGCCCCGCGCCCAUGGCCGGCGCCGAGCAGCAGCGGCCGCGCGGGCGGGAGGACGCGGACCCGGCGGCCGGGGCGCCCCUGCAGGACGCGGAGCUGGCCCUCGCGGGCAUCAACAUGCUGCUCAACAACGGCUUCCGGGAGUCGGACCAGCUCUUCCGACAAUACAGAAAUCAGAGCCCCUUAAUGAGCUUUGGAGCCAGCUUUGUCAGUUUUCUGAACGCCAUGAUGACAUUCGAGGAGGAAAAAAUGCAGUUGGCGUGUGAUGACUUAAGAACGACAGAGAAGCUGUGCGAGAGCGAGGAGGCGGGCGUGAUCGAAACCAUCAAGAACAGAAUUAAGAAGAACGCGGACGCCCGGAAGUCAGCGCCCUCGACGGUCGACAGGCUGCAGCGGCAGAUCAUCAUCGCGGACUGCCAGGUGUACCUGGCCGUGCUCUCCUUCGUCAAGCAAGAGCUCUCAGCGUACAUAAAAGGCGGCUGGAUCCUGCGGAAAGCCUGGAAGAUCUACAACAAGUGCUACCUGGACAUCAACGCGCUGCAGGAGCUGCACCAGAGGCGGCCGCCGGGGCCCGCCGACGCCGCCAACGACAACCACGCGGCGGCCGACGGGGUGUCCGAGGAGACCCUGAGCCGGCUGAGAGGUGCCGUGAGCUUUGGAUACGGCCUGUUCCACCUUUGCAUCUCCAUGGUGCCCCCCAACCUGCUCAAAAUCAUCAACCUGCUGGGGUUCCCCGGAGACCGCCGCCAGGGGCUGUCUUCACUGAUGUAUGCGAGCGAAACAGCGGGGCCGGGAGGGGUCCGGGCCCAGCAUCUCUCCCCCCGCAGGCUGGCGCUCCUGUGGUUCCACACCGUGGUCCGCCCCUUCUUCGCCCUGGACGGCAGCGACAGCCGGGCGGGCCUGGAGGAGGCCAAGGAGAUCCUGCACAGGAAGGAGGCUGCCUACCCCAACUCCUCCCUCUUCAUGUUCUUCAAGGGGCGCAUCCAGCGACUCGAGUGUCAGAUCAACAGUGCCUUGGCCUCCUUCCACACGGCCCUGGAGCUCGCCGUGGACCAGAGGGAGAUCCAGCACGUCUGUCUGUACGAGAUCGGCUGGUGCAGCAUGAUCGAGCUGAACUUCCAGGACGCCUUUGGCUCCUUCGAGAGACUGAAGAACGAGUCCCGGUGGUCGCAGUGCUACUACGCCUACCUGACCGCCGUUUGCCAGGGGGCCGCCGGCGACGUGGACGGCGCGCAGGCCAUCUUCAAGGAGGUGCAGAAGCUCUUCAAGAGGAAGAACAACCAGAUCGAGCAGUUCUCCGUGAGGAAGGCGGAGAGGUUCCGGAAGCAGGCGCCCACCCGCGCGCUGUGCGUGCUGGCCUCCGUGGAAGUGCUGUACCUCUGGAAGGCCCUCCCCAACUGCUCCUUCCCCAGCCUGCAGAGGAUGAGUCAAGCCUGCCAUGAGGUGGACGACGACGCUGCCGUGGGGCUGAAGCACCUGCUGCUCGGGGCCAUCCACAAGUGUCUGGGGAACACGGAGGACGCCGCCCAGUUCUUCCAGCGCGCUGCGAAGGAUGAGUUGUGUCGUCAGAACAACCUGUACGUCCAGCCGUACGCCUGCUAUGAGCUGGGCUGUCUCCUGUUAGACAAGCCAGAGACGGUAGCAAGAGGCAGAGCUCUCCUUCUCCAGGCAAAGGAGGAUUUCUCUGGCUACGACUUUGAGAACAGACUGCACGUGCGCAUCCACGCGGCGCUGGCCUCCCUGCGGGAGCUGGUCCCGCAGUGACGGGCGGGGCUCCCCCCGUCCCCGCUCCGGGUUCUGCCCCUGCGGCUGGAGGCAGAGGCUGGAAGCAGAGGACGCCGCUCCUUGCUCCUCGAGGACCCGCCUUCCCCGCCACCGCCGCCGCCUGCGCAGGGACAGACGCUUCCCGGUUCCCCGGUUAGGCCGCCGUAGUGGAGAUCUAGCUCCAAAAAGCAGCAAUGAGAUCUAGUCCUUGUAACCAACGCCUGGGAGGGGUUAAGUGACCUUGUUCAGACACUUUAGUUUUGUGAUUUAUUAUUUUUAAAAUAAAAACCAAGCUCCACACCCAACCUGCGAUCUUGUGGACACGCCGACCGUAAGCACACGUCUGCGGGGCCACACCGAGAGGUGCCCGUGCGGCUGGUGACGGCCUCGCUGCGGCAGUUACGUUGUGUUUUGGGGAAAAGGAAGUGCUUCCGGUGUUUUUCUUUUGCCCUCGCGCCGGCCCCGUGGAGAACAUGGCACAGAUAUUCCGAUCCCCGCAGCCCAGACCACGAAACUCAGGCACAAAAAGCAAAUUGAUUUACCCCAAUUAGUUCUUCCUGUUACCAGUGGACCGGUCUCCGGACCAGGAAGCGAAUAUUCCUUUAUUGUAAAAAGUAUAUGUUAAGAUCCCAGAGUUCCUUGUUUUCCUUAUUAAAAAAAAACAAUUGCUCUUCA